This is a messenger RNA of Camelina sativa (false flax), 2777 nucleotides long. Lineage: Eukaryota; Viridiplantae; Streptophyta; Magnoliopsida; Brassicales; Brassicaceae. The record is from RefSeq and is a predicted model, not a curated record.
AUGAAGAGUUCCCAUGAGCUUUUGUUAACUGCACUUAUAGCAACUUUUGCUAAUUUUCACCUUGUUCAAGCUCAAAAUCAAGAAGGAGAUCAGCAAGGGUUCAUCAGUUUAGAUUGCGGGUUAUCCCCGAAUGAACUGUCUCCUUAUAUUGAGCUGGAAACUGGAUUACAGUUCUCAUCAGAUUCAAGCUUCAUCCGAAGUGGAAAGAUUGGUAAAAUUGAUGCCAGUGUGGCGUGGAAGUACCCAAAGUCACGGACAACGCUGAGAUACUUUCCAGACGGAAUACGAAAUUGUUAUAAUCUUAGCGUGCACCAAGAAACAAAAUAUUUGAUUAGGGUCACAAGUAACUAUGGAAAUUACGAUGGUCAAAACGUUUCUCCUAGAUUUGAUUUGUACAUAGGCCCUAAUUUCUGGGUAACAAUAGAUUUGGGGAAGCAUGUAAAUGGUGAUACAUGGAAGGAGAUUAUUCAUAUACCAAAGUCAAACUCUUUAGAUGUGUGUCUUAUAAAGACGGGCACAUCAACGCCAAUCAUAUCGGCCUUGGAACUAAGGUCUCUACCGAAUGACACUUACAACACAAGAUCAGGUUCUUUGAAGUCGAUAUUGAGGGCAGUUCUAAGUGAAUCAACAAAAGUUAUAAGGUACCCAAAUGAUUUCUACGAUCGAAUAUGGGUUCCACACUUUGAGACGGAAUGGAAGCAAAUUUCUACCAAUCUCAAAGUGAACAACUCCAAUGGUUAUCUUGUGCCGCAGGAUGUGCUCAUGACCGCCGCAAUACCUGUGAAUACUAGUGCUCCAAUGAGUUUUACGGAGAAUCUUGAGUUCCCUAAUGAUGAACUUUACUUCAACUUUCACUUCUCUGAGGUUCAAGCCUUAGAGGCCAACCAGACUAGAGAGUUCAGCAUUUUGUGGAACGGAAUAGUUAUUUACAGCCCUUUGAGCCCUGAAUAUCUUCACGCCAUCACUAUGUUCAACCCGUCACCAUCUCUUUGUGAAGUAGGGAAAUGCUUAUUAGAGCUUCAAAGAACUCAGAACUCAACUCUUCCGCCUCUUCUUAAUGCCAUUGAAGUUUUCACAGUGAUCAAUUUUCCGCAGUCUGAAACAAACGAUGAUGAUGUGAUUGCUAUAACAAACAUCAAAGACACCCACAGAUUAAGUAGAAUUUCAUGGCAAGGAGAUCCAUGCGUCCCACGACAGUUUUUGUGGGAUGGCCUAAGAUGCAACGACACAGAUGUGUCUAGCCCACCAAAAAUCACUUCCUUAAACUUGUCUUCAAGUGGGUUAACAGGAACCAUAGCAACUGGAAUUCAAAAUCUAACCAAUCUCCAAAGGCUGGACUUGUCAAAUAACAAUUUGACAGGAGUAGUGCCGGAAUUUCUAGCUAACAUGAAACCGUUGCUGUUCAUAGACUUGAGGAAGAACAAACUGACUGGUUCAAUUCCAAAGGCUCUACUUGAUAGAGAAAAGAAAGGACUAAAAUUAUUUGUUGAUGGAGAUGAUGAUAAUAAGUGUUUAUCCAGUUCAUGUCUCCCAAAAAAGAAAUUUCCAAUAAUGGCUGUUGCAUUAUCUGUUUCUGCGGUUGUGGUCAUUGCAGUGGUAAUGAUUCUCAUUUUUCUGUUCAGAAAUGGAAAGCGAUCAAGUUUAGGUAAUCUAUUCCCUUUUCUUGUUAUGCCACAAAUAGGUAUUACGUCAACUAGUAUAUCCGAAGAAUCAAUCGAGACAAAGAGGAGAAGAUUUACUUAUUCUGAAGUUGUGGAAAUGACAAAAAAAUUCCAAAAAACCUUAGGUGAAGGAGGUUUCGGAACCGUGUAUUAUGGUAAUUUAAAUGGUUCAGAGCAGGUAGCGGUUAAAGUACUCUCAAAAUCAUCAUCACAGGGCUAUAAACACUUUAAGGCAGAGGUCGAACUUCUUCUAAGAGUUCACCACAUAAACUUGGUGAGCCUAGUUGGAUAUUGUGAUGAAAGAGAUCACUUGGCUCUAAUCUACGAAUGCAUGUCUAAUGGAGACUUAAAAGAUCAUUUGUCAGGAAAACAUGGUAACUCUGUUCUGAAAUGGAGUACUAGACUAAGAAUAGCUGUCGAUGCUGCGCUAGGAUUGGAAUACUUACAUUAUGGAUGUCGACCAUCGAUAGUGCAUAGAGAUGUCAAAAGUACCAAUAUACUGCUGGACGAUCAGUUCAUGGCCAAAAUUGCUGAUUUUGGGCUUUCAAGAUCGUUCCAAAUCGGAGAAGAAUCACAAGCUUCGACAGUUGUUGCUGGUACUCUUGGAUAUCUUGAUCCCGAAUAUUAUAGAACAUGUCGGUUGGCUGAGAUGAGCGAUGUCUACAGUUUCGGUAUUUUAUUACUAGAGAUUAUCACAAACCAAAAUGUGAUUGACCAAGGACGCGAAAAGGCUCACAUUACAGAAUGGGUGGCACUUGUGCUUAAGGGAGGAGAUGUCGCUAAGAUUGUUGAUCCUAACCUUCACGGUGAAUACAACUCUCGUUCAGUUUGGAGAGCUCUUGAAUUGGCUAUGUCAUGCGCAAACCCUUCUUCAGAACAUCGACCAAACAUGUCACACGUUGUUACCGAUCUAAAAGAAUGCAUCUCUUCUGAAAAACCGAUGCAAUGUAUGGACCACGACAUGAAUUCUAAUAGUUCCCUCGAACAAAGUUCAAACUUUGAUACUGAGGUGGUCCCUAGUGCAAGAUAGUAUUUUGCGUAGACACCUUUCUUGCAUUGAUAUAUUUGUGCUUGUGGUAUUGUUAUUUGGUUUGGAUCGGAGUGCUUAAUUUUGUU